UUUUGGAAUUGCUGAAUUUGAAGUUAGAGUUGUUUCAGUGUAGUACCACUAGCAAAAACGAUCGUUGUUUGCGUGUUUUGGGUUGAUUCAUGUUUCAAAAACUUUUAAAAAACAUUGGAAUUACGAAUUUAAUUCGGAAAAAAGCUACAGAACCUGAAUUGUUUUUUCCUCUAUCGAAAUCUCCUGUAAAAGCACUUAGAUUACGAGCAGAGCACAUACGACGGGUUUAUAAAUGCCCAGUAUCAGGAAAACCAGUUUCUUAUGAUUGCCCAGAAUCAGGAUUCCCUUCACACUGCAGUAAAGCCCACUGGGAACAAGACGAAACCCAUCAAGCCUUAAUUCCUAAACUACGCCAAAUCAAUGAGGAUUUUCACGAUUUAGCCAGACCAAACUCUUUCCCCCAACUUGCUAAUCUUCCUGGAUCAGCAGAAAAAGAUGUAGCUAUUGCUCUUUGGUCCUGGGAUUCUUACUUUUACACGAGAGGCUUCCCCAGCAUUGGAAAUGAACGGACGGCACGACAUCUAACCAGUUUGCUAACUUAUCCUAUGACUAUUGGUGGUAUUCUACAUAAGAACUCUCCAUAUAAUCUUAAAAAUGGAUUGACACCUCAAGGAUUACAAUCCUUAGCUGUUCAAAGAUACAUGUUAAACCGUCCUACGUCGGCCCAGUCUACCGAUCCCCGCCCAACAAGAAUUUUUGUUCUUGGAUCCAAAUUUGAAAGCGCCUUGCCUCCUGCAUUAUGGCUGCAGGGUAUAAAUUUCUUAUUUACAGGUCGUUUGUUCCAACUUCAUUUUAUCGGACCUGAACUUGUCAAGCCAGCAAAAUUAAGUACUCUCCCAUCUCCUCUCUCUCUUCAUUUCCAUCAGGACUAUUAUCAUAAUUUGCAUAAGACAGGAACUUUCGAACCCUUCGAUCCUUACUAUGAUACUUUCUUUCUGCCCAUGCCAGACUUUGGGAAUCCUGAACUUUAUAACUCCUGGGUCCCCACCUUACAUGAUUUGAUUUCUACAAAAUGUGCUGUUUGGGUUACCAGUCCCUCUUCCGCUCAAACGAAACGAGACAUGAGUAUGUUACAAGAUGUACUUAAAGAUUCCUUUGAAACCCUUCUCUCACCUCAGCAAAACGUCUUUGCUAGUCGUGCUUGGACCGUGAAUGAUGAUAAUCUUCACAAUGUGUAUCACGUAAAUGAUGAAGUUUACGGGUUUCGAUCUCUUCAUCAUAAUGUUCAAAACGUGUAAAGAAUUUUACAAGGCCUCUCUCAGUGACAAUUUGUCAUUUUCUCAUGUUUUUACAGUCCUAAAAAAAGCCUACUCUUUUGCUAAUGAAUACGUUUAAUUUAGCAUUAAAAAUACUCGUACAAUAGUUUUUCUUGAUAAGAAUACUCAUAUAUACACAGUAACAUAAAAAUUCUUACAUGAAGGAACGGAAAUAUUAUCAAUAUUAUUAAACGUUAACAUGUUUACAAGAAACAAAAGUUCUAUACUUCACUUUAAC
Messenger RNA from Schizosaccharomyces octosporus yFS286, 1494 nucleotides. Its product is annotated as splicing suppressor. The transcript has a single exon. The coding region runs from base 90 to 1238 and encodes 382 amino acids. Lineage: Eukaryota; Fungi; Ascomycota; Schizosaccharomycetes; Schizosaccharomycetales; Schizosaccharomycetaceae. Gene Ontology annotation, cellular component: extrinsic component of mitochondrial inner membrane. The record is from RefSeq and is a predicted model, not a curated record.